AUUGAUAAUUGCCAUUGUGUUGACCUGAUUAAAGAAUACGAGGAUUCUCACAAGAAUGACAAAGUGCAAGUUAUCUCAACUAAACCUCAACGAAAGGAGACUCGUGGAAGGAAGCGCAAAUUUCGCAAAAGCAUGACUAAUGUCAUCGCUAAAAAACAAAAUGUUGACCACACUUCCAGACAAAUACCUUUCGUUGAAAAAGAAAAUUAUUUCUUAAACGGAAAAGGUAUGGUAGUGGACACAAUUUUGGGAUUUAGCAGAUUACCUGACAAUGGGAAGACGAUGGCUUUGGUUUGUUAUUUGGAUGGACAAAUCGAGUAUAUCCCUGUUGAUUUAUUGCGUAAAAAUGAAAGUGGAAAGGAGCGUCUUGUUGAUUUUCUUUUACAACGUGUUCAAUUUAUUGAUCUUCCCUGA
Molecule: messenger RNA, 414 nt
Organism: Meloidogyne enterolobii
Lineage: Eukaryota; Metazoa; Nematoda; Chromadorea; Rhabditida; Meloidogynidae
Source: the annotation of a GenBank genome assembly